Messenger RNA from Chelonus insularis, 4260 nucleotides. RefSeq names its product multiple C2 domain and transmembrane region protein (gene Mctp). The coding region runs from base 1395 to 3926 and encodes 843 amino acids. Lineage: Eukaryota; Metazoa; Arthropoda; Insecta; Hymenoptera; Braconidae. Gene Ontology annotation, biological process: regulation of neurotransmitter secretion. The record is from RefSeq and is a predicted model, not a curated record. The transcript has 8 exons. Gene Ontology annotation, cellular component: synaptic vesicle membrane. Gene Ontology annotation, molecular function: calcium ion binding.
UGUACCGGUUGAAAUUCAGUUUAGUUUAGUAAUCAUGACGAUUCGUUUGAGGUUUUACUCGUAAAUAGUAGGUAAAGAUGGUGAAGUGUUCAUGAGUACUGCUAAGAUGAAUAAAACUUGUGCUGUGAUUAAAUGUCCACCAGAAUAAUGAAAGAGUUUAUUUCCAAAUAACAUAACACCGAUAAUCAAGUUAUAAAUUGAUAUCAAUUAGAGAUGAUUAGAACUGGAAACACUUUCUUGGUCGAAAUUCUUUUCAAGUGUAAUAAUGAUAAAAGUUUAAGAUUAUGACAUCUUGAUAAUUUUAUUAAUUUAAUUACCUAAUUAACUAUAAACAAUGACUUUUACAACAAAUAAUUAGAGAUUUCGAAACAUUUACUGGUAACUUUUUAAUUUAAAUAGCGUUGUUAAAAACAAUUAGUGAUGUAGACUAAUAGUGUUGAUGUAUUUAGCUCGUGACUUCCUUGACUUCAUUCAUUUUGAAAUAUUCAAAUGAACUGUAUUUGUAUUUAUAACGUUUCAAUUACACCGCAAUUAAGUGUCUAGUUGACAGAAGACUAGGAUUGAUUAAAAGAGUGGAGAAAAAAUACUCAAUUUUACUCAGAAAUGAAACUAUGCAUUUCAUUGCUUUGAUAACUUUCAUAGCAAAAAAAAAGAUAUAUUUUACAUAAAGAUUUGGCUUCAACUUCUACUGUUGAUUUAUCCGUAACUAUGAUUUCAUAAAAAAUUCAUCAAAAUAAAAAUUCUAGUGAUGAAGAUAAAAAAAAUAUCAGCUGUAAAAAAUUAUUAUAAAUAUUUAAAAAUCUAAAAUCAAUAAGGUAAAAACAUCUAGAAUGAAAUUAUUCACAACGUUUAUAUGGAAAGUUGUAUGAAGUAUGUAAUAAUAUGAUAUUUUAUAUGAAUUAUACCGCAACGUAAUAUUAAACUGCGCUUAAUAAAAGAAUACAUCAGAGCACACCUAGUCUAAUCCCCUCUUCCAAGCUAUCAUGAGUGAGGGUCUUUCGUCAUGCAGUCGUUAACUUUGACUGUUAUGUUAUCGAAUCGGCACGUUUAUCCAACUUCAGCUCUGGUUAUCGUCAAGCAUGUGUAUAUGUGUGUAUAUAAGAAUGAACCUGUUGGUGAUGAAAAGUAAGCAAACACAGGCGAUUACUCAGUUAAGAAAGAAUUAGAAAAAGAUAAAUCGUGCACCUUAUGAUAACAUUAUAUAUUCUACCUUAUGUAUAGUUUUGAAAUGAAAGAGACAUCGGUGAGACUCAGUGAAUAGAAAUUGUAUGAAGGCAUUUUUUUCGUGUUUAUUUUUUAUUCUUUUUUAGUUACUGCUCUACUAUUAUGACAAACAUAACAUUGCUGUCUUACAAGUGUUGAGUAAUAGUGUCUCAUAAAUAAUUCAUCCAGUCAUGCAAAAACUGGAGGUAAAAAAUAAAAAUGAAAAUAUCCAAGAUGUUGAAAAUGACAGUGAAAACUCAAAAUUCAAAGAAAAUGCAUUACAUGUGAGUGAUUUAGGUUGUUCAUUGUUAGAUCACGAGAAUUGUCCUAUAUGUGAAAAUAUUUCUGAAGUUGAAGAAGAAAAUGAAACUAAAUCACAGCACUCUGGAGAUGAAGAAUUGAAAAUUCCACUCAUUUCACUGUCUGAUGGUAAAAAAUCUAAGACGUCAGUAUCUCAGAAUUUAGCGGGACGAGAUUAUUUGAGUUUACGUGAGAGAAAGUAUGCUAAAAAAGCUGUGAAUACUUUCAAAAGUCGCCUGGAGCGAAAAGUUGAAAAUGUUGGAAGCAUUCUAGAAGAUAGAGUCGAAAAAAUUUUAGACGAAUGUACAGAAAAGCAUCCUUGGCUUCAUCCAAUUGAAACUUGGAUUUCUGAUCGAUGCAAAGCUCGAGCAGUGACACAAGAAGUUAAAAAACAUUUUAAACGUGGCAGUAUGUCUGAAAGUGAGGGGGAUAACAUCAGUGUUGAUGGAGACAAAAAUAUUCUCAAUAGAAUUGAAGAAUGUUCAGAUAAAUCUGACGAUUCUUUUCAUUCCGCCAAUUCCCACUUUUCUGACUCUAAAUUAAUGCCAACAAUUCUUGCUCCUGAAAUUCAAGUUCACAAUAAACACGAACUAAAACACGUUCGACAUGACUUUUUUGACCGACUUCGUGGGGGAUUUAAAGAGAAGUUGGAUGAUGUUACACGGUAUUUUCAGAGAACGAAUCGUCUAGCAGAUGUGAAUCGACGAUUAAAAUCUCAAAUAUGGAGCUCAGUAGUCACCAUUGUUCUCGUCGAAGCCAAAAACCUUCUUCCUAUGGACAUCGAUGGUCUUUCAGAUCCUUAUGUCAAGUUUAGAUUGGGAACCGAAAAGUACAAAUCCAAAGUUGCCCUCAAGACACUAAACCCAGUUUGGCUUGAACAAUUUGACCUUCAUCUCUACGAGGAUCCAUAUCUAGGUCAAGAACUAGAAGUCACAGUUUGGGACCGUGACAAGAGUCAUAAUGAUGAUCUGAUGGGAAGAACAACAAUCGAUCUGGCGAGCUUAGAACGUGAAACAACACAUAGGAUAUGGAAAGAACUAGAAGAUGGAGCAGGAAGUAUUUUUCUUUUGCUAACAAUCAGUGGAACUACUGCCAGUGAAACGAUAAGUGAUUUAGCAGCGCAUGAAGAGACAUUCCAAGAGCGUGAAAGACUCAAAGCCAAAUAUUCAUUAUGGAAUACACACCAGAGACCUCGAGAUGUUGGACAUCUCAUUGUUAAGGUUUUUAGAGCACAAGGAUUAGCCAGUGCUGACUUAGGAGGCAAGAGUGAUCCUUUUUGUGUUCUAGAAUUGAUAAAUUCAAGACUUCAGACUCAAACAGAAUACAAAACAUUGGCACCCAAUUGGCAGAAAAUUUUUACUUUCAAUGUAAAAGACAUCAACUCAGUAUUGGAAGUAACAGUUUACGACGAAGAUCGUGACCAUAAAGUAGAAUUUUUAGGUAAGGUAGCAAUUCCUUUGUUGAAAAUAAGAAAUGGAGAAAAAAGAUGGUAUGCCCUGAAAGACAAAAAGCUGCGAUGUCGUGCAAAAGGCAACUUUCCUCAGAUUCUUCUGGAAAUGACUGUGAUCUGGAAUGUACUGAGAGCUUGCAUGAGAACAAUAAACCCAAAAGAAAAAAAAUACAUGGAGCCUGAAGUGAAAUUUAAGCGGCAGGUUUUCUUAAAAAAUGUUUUAAGGCUCAAGGCUAUCAUAAUGUAUUUCAUAGAUCUAGGAAAAUAUAUUCAGAGUUGUUGGGAAUGGGAAAGUAAAACCCGGAGUAUUGUUGCGCUUGUAUUGUUUAUUCUUGGUUGUUACUAUUUCGAGCCCUACAUGUUACCCGCAGCAGCAUUACUCAUAAUGCUUAAAUACUGCUUAGUGUCAUUAUUAACGAGUUCGCAGAGCUCUUUAUCCUAUUCAACGUCCUCGAGUUUACAGGAUCCAGAUGUCAGUGUGGAAGAUGGACCCCCUACACCUGGAGAUGAUGAUGACGAUGAUGAAGAUAAAGACAAGGAAGAGAAAAAAAGCUUAAAAGAGAGACUUCAAGCAAUUCAAGAAGUUACCCAGACUGUACAAAAUUCCAUUGGAUAUAUAGCAAGCCUUUGUGAGAGAGUUAAAAACCUUUUCAACUUCACAGUACCAUAUCUUAGCUAUCUUGCGAUGUUUCUCGCAGUUCUGGGUGUUAUCGUUCUCUAUCUAGUUCCUGUGAGGUAUCUAAUUCUCGGCUGGGGUGUUAACAAAUUCCUCAGAAAAAUUCUCAGACCUCAUUCAGUUCCCAAUAACGAAGUUUUAGAUCUUAUUUCUCGUGUGCCUGAUGAUGAAGAUUUACUUAGCUACAGGGAACUGAAACCUAUGCCAACGGCAGACUGUGAAAAAGGAACAGGCUCCAGUCCAAGUAUUAACGCAACGAGUAGAAGAGAACAAAGAAAAAGACAUAAAGCAGCGUAACAGAACAUCCCGCGGCCGGAUGUCGCGGGAGUGCGGUCGUCAAGCAUCUUAAGAUCAGUGUUGACUCGCAAAAAAAAAGUCUUACCAUAUUCGCCGUAAAAUUUUCUUCGACAGAUUGUAUGAAAAAUGAUGAUAAAGACUGAGGAUGAGUUAGAACAAGCGAUUGCUUCCGUAAUGAUAAGUUGACGGAAUCAUUUUCUAGUCAAUAGUCCAGAAGUUAUUAAAAACCUGUGAUGGAACAAGAAGAGAAAUUUAAAAUAUAAAUAAAGAAUACUAACAUAAAUUAAUAAAUUUAUUACUUAAUUGAAAAAAAAAAAAUUAAUAAAACGUUUAA